AGUUUGCAAUGGAACAGUGAACUAAACGUUUCUCUCUUGACUCUUAAAAAACGUUUUCCGUUGUUCCCUGUGAUUAAUUAACUAGUUUGUCGGUUUAAAUUGACGAUAGAUUAGUAUCGAUAUUUUUGUACAGGAAAUUCCUUCUUUUCAAUCAUUGACUAUAGCUUCACAUUUGAAGUUUUCUAAUUUUAUAAUAGUUUUUGUUUACAAUACAGGCUACAUUUUACGUUAGUCCCCCAGUCAACAAUAAUUAGGAAUUUCUCCAACUUGUGUAUUUCCCGAUCACAUUGUCAUUGUUUGUCUGCGUGGAGGAAAUUGACACUCACUUGUUGAGUGUAAACAAUUUCGCGAUUGGAAAAAUCUGUUAGUGAGUGUAGUGUUGAAUAAAGUGUAUAUCUUUUAUUCAGUGUCAUUGUGUUUAUUUACUGUGCGAAAUUUUAUAGAAUAAGUAGUGCUAUCACUUUCGAAACAAUAUGAAACAAAAAACUUUGAGAAAAGUUAAACAUGCCAAAACAUAUGUGCAACAGCUACAGUUGUUCAUGAUUUUUCUUGAGUUACGGAGAAAUGUGUCAGAUAUUUUGACUCUUCCUUAUCACAAUGAGCAGUUCUUAUUACGAUGGCUGAGAGCAAGGAACUUCGACGUUGAUGCAGCCGAAAAGAUGCUCAGAGAGUCAAUGAAAUGGCGCAAGGAAUGGGACGCCGACUGUGAGCACUUGUACGAGCCACCCGAGGUGUUCUCCCAGUUCUACCCGAGCGGAGUGUCGGGGUUCGACAAGGACGGAGCACCUGUCAUCGUGCUGCCCUUCGCCGGCCUCGACAUGUGGGGCUUCAUGCACUCGGUCAGCAAGCACGACUUCAUGAAGGUCACCAUCCGCAAGCUAGAAGAGUACCUGGCGCUGGCGAGGAAGCAGGUGGAGGUACAUGGCCCGGCCGCCGGGCAGUUGGUUGCUGUCAUCGAUAUGACCGACUUCAACCUAAGGCAGUAUGCUUGGCGACCAGCGGGUGAGGUGGUUCUAAGCUUGGUGCAAAUGUAUGAAGCCAACUACCCCGAAAUACUCAAGGCCUGCUUCAUAAUAAAUGCACCAAAAGUAUUUGCCCUAGCUUUCUCAGUGGUGAAAACCUUCCUGAACGAGUACACAAUAAACAAAAUCCACAUCUACAAGGCAGAUCCAACCAAGUGGCAGCCUGUGAUACUGAAGCAGAUACCAAAAGACCAACUGCCGGCCAUAUUUGGAGGCACAAUGACUGACCCUGAUGGAAAUCCAAGAUGUCCGUCAAAAAUACCUCAAGGUGGAAAAAUUCCCAAAUCUUAUUACAUGAGGAAGAAAAUGGAGAAAUUGGCCGCUGAAACAAAAGAGACAUACACAACCAUCACAGUCAAGAAGGGCGACAAGUUGACCUUGGAUUAUUUAGCUGCGGAAGAGGGCAGCUUCUUGAAAUGGGGAUUCUACUCGGACAGCCACGACAUCAAGUUUGGCGUGGUUUGUAAGAAUGAAGACGGCAACGAGACGGUGGUGGUCCCUGUUCACAGGGUGGCCAGUCACCAGGCCGAAGAAGUCGGAAUCAUCACCUGUCCAGCUCCAGCUACAUACACCCUGAUAUUCGACAACACCUACAGCUAUUUGAGGAGUAAACGGCUACAUUACUCCAUCAAUGUGUCUCCACCCCUACCUAGCCCUACUGAUAGUUCGAUUAUUGCAUCGGAUGAAAUAUCAUUAGAAGAAUAAAUAUCACACUCAGUUCUUGACUAGAAGUCAAAUAGAAUAAGAUUUUAUCAUAUUUCAAUCGGAGAAUUUUAUUUCAGAGGGAUUUUACUUUGUAGAUAUCAUUAUUUUUCUAUUUGGUAUUGAUUGGUCAAUGUACAAACGAUAAAGCUUUCAUAUCCAUGAAUAUGAGAUUUUAUGUUUAAAUAUUUAUUCAAAUGUUAAAAUCAAACCGUAGACAUCAGUCCAUGAGUAUGAGAUUUGAUGUUUAAAUAUUUAUUCAAAUGUGAGAAUCAAACCAUAGAAAUCAGUAAUUCGUAAAAUUAAAUAUUUUAACUACCAUGAGUUUAAACUUUGGAUAAUUGUAUGUCUAGUAUUUUUUUAAUAGAUUAUUCUAUGAGAAUUAUUUUCAAAUGACUCUUUUUUGAAAGUGCGUGAAUUAAUCUAUUGUCCGAAUACCACAGUACCCAUGGUUUGAUCAAAAUCAAAUCUUCCGAUUUCACGAUUGUUUGAUCAUAUUAACUUCAUUACCCACGCACAAAAUAGCCCAAGAGUAUAAGCUCAUAUGGACGUUAUCCAGCAAAAAAAUAAAGUCCACGACGGAUGCUUUCAUAAUUUGCGCAAAUACCUACCCUUCCAUGAGAUAAAUCUAAAAUGUUCGAUUUAAAAAUUUUAUAAAAACGAUUGAGUUCCUGUUAUGAUUGACGAAGCCUAUUGCAUUAGUUUACGGCUAAUAAAAAUGCAUAAUCUCAUUCAAAUUAUUGUAUCGAAUCAGAAAGAAGCCAAUAUGCUCACAGUCAACCAUUUUGUAAAAGAUCGAGGCCUUUCUAAAGAGUCAACAUCACUUUAAGAAGAGCAUUCAGUAUUGAGAACCUUUAAAGUAUCGUCUGCUAUUAAUUAAUAUGCAUAUCUUGGGUGGUAAAUUCGAAUUAUUUAUAUCAAAAGUAACUACAGUACUUGGAAGUCGUUAUAAUAACGAGAAUACACAUACCCAAGGAGUUCUUUUUUUCUGCCCAUACAAACUACUCAUGCCGUCUUUACUCAAAGAUAGAUUUAUAAAAAUCGAAAUAUUCUCAUUAAUUUGGAACAAGAGUAUCUCAUUCAAUGCAAAUAUAAAAUAAUUCAAAUAGCCCAUUAUCAUUUUCAUACAUGGUAAUACCAGAAUUUGAAAAAUAAUGAAUUUUUCCCAGUGAAAAAUGAUAAAACAUAAGAACUAGAACAAUCUUAUCCAUUAAUUAAGUUAAUAUUCAGCAUGGUAAAACCAAUCAGCAUUGAAUAUAAGUUUUAUAUGAAAUUGAUGUUGAAAGUUUCCUAUAGUUCAUAGUCAAUAGAAAGUAAGUUAAUGGUAUUAUUAGUAUUAUAUAAAUACAGUAGCUGAUAAGUAAUAGUUUUGGAUAAAUGCAAAAUGAGUUAGUUUUCGUUAGAAUUAAUAUUUAAUUGUGACUAAGUAUUUGGUAGCUACUGAAGUACUAUAAUGAAUUUGAUUUUUAAGUGUCAUAUUAUAAACUGCUCAAAUAUACUUACAGCUAUUAU
This is a messenger RNA of Nilaparvata lugens (brown planthopper), 3236 nucleotides long. Its product is annotated as SEC14-like protein 2. The record is from RefSeq and is a predicted model, not a curated record. Bases 474 to 1727 code for a protein of 417 amino acids. Gene Ontology annotation, cellular component: cytoplasm. NCBI's taxonomy places the organism in Eukaryota, Metazoa, Arthropoda, Insecta, Hemiptera, Delphacidae. The transcript has 9 exons.